Messenger RNA from Drosophila ficusphila, 894 nucleotides. RefSeq lists its product as uncharacterized. The record is from RefSeq and is a predicted model, not a curated record. The transcript is spliced from 3 exons. Lineage: Eukaryota; Metazoa; Arthropoda; Insecta; Diptera; Drosophilidae. Bases 1 to 894 code for a protein of 297 amino acids.
AUGCCAACGCGCCAGUUUCACCUGCUGCAGCUCCAACUGCUCCUCGGAUUUAUAGUCCUGGCCACUGGUCAAAGGACAUCGGUUCGCGUUCCGCCGCAGGACCUUCAGGUUCCGAAUUUCGGGGGCGAGAGCUUCGAGAGAUUCGGAGGUGCAUCCGUAUCCUCAUCCGGUUCCGGAUCGAGUAGUGGAAGCAGCGAGAGCCAGGAGACCAGCGAUGAGAUGCGGCAGCAGCUGAAGGAGCUCCUCGGCGAUCAGUUGGCCAACGCCUUCGUUCCCUUGGCAACCACUCCCUUUUCCCCGGGAAUAAUUUCACCCACCUCGGGUUCAGCGGCACGGCAACAAUUUGCAGCCGAUGGGGAUCAGGAUCCGAACCAGGAGCCCAAUGAAGGGGAAUCCCCUGAGGAAGGGGGCGAGGAGGAGGAGGAGGAGGAAGUGGAGCAGGCCACUGAGCAACCACAACCACUUCCACCGCCGAUUCCCCAACCCGAUGGAGUCGGUGGGCAGGAGGAGCUCCCUGGAGGAGGGGAGGAGCUACCAGGCGGUCAGGAGGAGCUUACAGGUGGCCAGCAGGAGGUGGAGGACUAUAAUCCCUGGCGGGAUAAUUUCUACGACAUCAACGAGGACGGCAGCUAUGUCUUUGGUUACUCAAUUCCGCAUGGCGUUCGUCGCUGGGAGAAGGGUUUCUUUUCGGAGGAGCAACAUGGCAAGGUGGUCGAGGGCUUCUACGUCCAACCAACCCACAUUGCCCAGGGCCUGAGAUACGAACUGCGAUGCUAUAGGGCCGAUGCCAAUGGAUAUCAGCCCCUGCCAGUGGAGUUUCUAGCGACGCCGCCGAUCGUGAGACGCGAUGAAGUGCCCCAGGUCAACUGCUUCCGUAAAAGUCGACGAUUAUAA